AUCAUACACAUCGCGCUCUAUGUGAAAACCGAGCAAUAGUGAAGCAUAACAGCAUCAUCCGCCAGCAAUGGCCAUCACCGUGCCGGAGGGACAAUCCGCGCCGUUCGAGACCAUCGACAGUAAGCAUCAUGCGGGCAUUAUCAUUAUCACGACGGCCAUCUGCAUGGUGAUCACUUUGGUGUGUCUGUUGAUCCGCAUGUAUGUGCGGUUGCUGUUGAGUCCGCCGUUGGCGUUUGACGAUAUCAUUCUGCUGGGUGGGACGGUCACCGCGAUAGUGGAGUCGAUCGUGGUGUUUUAUUCCGCGUCGAUUGGAUUCGGAACGGCGAUCACUUUGCUGGAUGAUCGGACGGUGUCGAGGAUUCAAAAUCACAUCGCCACCACCGACGUCCUCUACCUCGUCACGCUCUUCCUGUCACGAUGUUGCAUUGUCGCCAUCUACUCGCGUCUGACGCCGCGUCGUAGCCACAAGAAUAUUCUCUGGGCGACGUUCGCCAUCAGCACGGCCAGUAUCAUCAUCUCCAUUGUGAUUGUCACGGUCGACUGCUCCGUGAACAAGCCGUGGGUGACGCCGGGCGAGCACUGCGUUAAUCUGUUCCCCCGAUGGCAAUUCAUCACGGCCAUCGACAUCAUCACCGAAAUCUUUCUCUUCCUCUUCUCCGUCGGCCUCGUCUACGGUCUUCAAAUGCCCGUCCGGCAUAAGGUCGUGAUCAUGAUAUCCUUUGCCGCGAGACUACCUCUCAUCCCCCUCGAAUCCCUGCGCCUCGCCUCCUUCCACAAAUUCAUCAACUCCCACAACCCCACCUUCGACUCGAUCGCCCACUACGUCUGGACACAAGUCGAAAUGAACUACGCCCUGGUCGCCUGCACCGUGUUCUGCCUGCGCCCAUUCAUGAACGCCGUAACAACGGCCUACGGCACGGCAGGCGACGAGAACCUCGAAGCGAGCUCACGCUCACGCAGCACACCCUACGGCUCCUCGACGAUGUACGGCUCCGGCCGACACCGCGGCACGAUCGGACACUCCCAGAGCCAAGGCGGCGGGGGGGACUUUGCACUGCAGAGUUUCGGCGCGGCGAGCUGCUCGGGCGCAAGGCAUGGGUAUACGCAUACACAGCAGGGGGCGUUUGUGCCGCGGGGGGCGCCGGGCAGCGAGGGCGCUGAGACGCUGGUGACGUCGUUUCCGGGGUCUGGGGCGCCGUCGCAGGAGGAUCGCGAUGAGAGAGGCAGUCUAGGGAGUGAAGGGAGUACGAAGAUGAUUAUUAAAAAGGAUGUUGAGUAUACGGUGCAGACGGAGCCGAGGGGGGAGGAGGAUGGGGGGUAUCAUCGAUGA
Aspergillus steynii IBT 23096 is the source of this 1330-nucleotide messenger RNA. RefSeq lists its product as uncharacterized. Lineage: Eukaryota; Fungi; Ascomycota; Eurotiomycetes; Eurotiales; Aspergillaceae. The coding region runs from base 68 to 1330 and encodes 420 amino acids. The transcript has 5 exons. The record is from RefSeq and is a predicted model, not a curated record.